Arachis ipaensis is the source of this 2244-nucleotide messenger RNA. The record is from RefSeq and is a predicted model, not a curated record. Lineage: Eukaryota; Viridiplantae; Streptophyta; Magnoliopsida; Fabales; Fabaceae.
AUGGAAAUUUAUGUCGACGAUAUGGUCGCCAAGACCACCCAGGAGAAGUCACACUGCGACAACCUUAAAGAGAUAUUCGAACAGAUACGAACAUACAAGAUGAGACUCAACCCAGAAAAAUGCGCCUUUGGGGUGCAAGGUGGCAAAUUCCUCGGAUUUAUGCUAACUUCACGAGGAAUCGAAGCAAACCCCGAAAAAUGUGAAGCAAUACUCAACAUGGCGAGCCCUAGAACAAUAAAAGAAGUACAACAAUUGGCAGGAAAGGUAGCAGCACUAUCUCGGUUCCUACCAUCAGCAUCAAGCCGAUCAUACCAUUUCUUCCAAACAAUAACAAAGAACAAAAAGUUUCAAUGGACAGAGGAAUGUGAGAAAGCGUUCACCGAGCUCAAAACCAUUUUGUCAUCUCCACCAGUACUGCAAAGACCAGAUGUCGGUAAACCGCUAUACUUAUAUUUAUCUGUUUCUAAUCAUUCUAUAAGCUCGGCCUUAGUCCUUGAGACAGAAAAAGCACAACAACCGGUAUACUUCGUCAGUAGAGUCAUGCAAUCCACAGAACAGAGGUAUCCGAAGAUAGAACAGCUAGCCUUAGCACUCGUAACAACAACGAGAAGACUCAGACACUACUUCCAGAGCUACACAGUAAUAGUACGGACAAACCAACCGCUAAGACAAAUACUGACAAAACCAGAACUAGCUGGACGACUAACUAAAUGGUCCAUCGAGCUCUCAGAAUUCGACAUCCAAUUUCAACCAAGGUCAGCCUUAAAAGCACAGAUCCUCGCUGACUUUAUAUCAGAACUAACCUCAGACGUACACAACAAAUGCUGGGAACUACAUGUCGACGGAGCAUCCAGCAAGGGAGGAAGCGGAGCUGGGAUAAUUCUGAAAGAAGGGGACACUGUGGUGGCUGAGCAAUCUCUCCAGUUCCACUUCCCAGCAAACAAUAAUCAGGCAGAGUAUGAGGCCCUUAUAGCCAGACUCAAGCUCGCCCUCAACCUCCAGGUACAAAGUCUAACAGCUCACUGCGAUUCUCUCUUGGUGGUUCAACAAAUCCAAGGAGAAUAUCAGGUAAAUGAUCCCUUGCUAGAGCGAUAUUGGCUCGUAGCAAAGGAUCUUAUUUCAAAAUUCAGUUCAUUCAUUAUUCUACAUGUGCAUAGAGAUAAGAAUAUUAGAGCCGAUGUAUUAUCCAAACUUGCCGCCACUAGAUCAGACACACAAACGUCGGCAUUAUCACAACUCACACUUAAAAAACCCAGUAUUGAAUUACUAUCUAUAAGCAUUAACCACCUCCAUGAUUGGAGAACACCUUUUCUUGAAUACAUCAACACAGGCACCAUACCCAGAGACGAGCUCAACAUGCAACACUUCAAGCGAAGAGCAAGUCUCUAUACAAACAUAGGUGGAGAACUAUACAGACGAGGUAUCUCACAACCAUUACUAAAGUGCCUAAACACUGAGGAGGCAAGGGAGGUGAUGGACGAAGUUCAUGAGGGCAUAUGCGGAAACCACAUCGGAGGACGAGCUCUCGCCGCAAAGAUCGUCCGAACAGGAUACUAUUGGCCAACCAUGAAAAGAGAUUGCAUAACAAAAGUCAAGAAAUGUGACAAAUGCCAAAAACAUGAGGCUAUCUCUACAAAGCCGGCUGAGGUAUUACACAGCAGGGAGGUAGCUGGCCUUUCCAUAGAUGGGGGCUUGAUAUUCUCGGCCCAUUUCCAACAGCGCCAGGACAGAUUUGGAAUACCAAAGGAAAUAAUAUCAGACAAUGGCAGACAUUUUACAGAUAAUAAGCUCGGCUCAUUUCUAAAAAAAUUUAAUAUACAGCAUCAUUUUAGCUCGGUCGAACACCCACAGAGCAAUGGGCAGGCCGAGACUGCUAACCGAAUUAUAUUGCAGGCAAUGAAAAGAAAGCUUGACAAUGCAAAAGGUGAAUGGGCCGAGCUGAUCCCAGAAAUAUUGUGGAGUUACAACACAACAAUACAAACCACCACAGGCGAAACACCUUUCAAACUAGUGUAUGGAUCAGAAGCGCUAAUCCCAGUAGAGGUCGGGACUCCUACAAUCAGAACCGAACUAUACGAUGAACAGUACAACACACGCAUAAGGAGCACCGAGCUUGACCUCGUCGAAGAAGACAUAGAUAUUGCGGCAAUUAAACAAAGAGCCAUGAAGCAAUUGGCGGAAAGAAAACACAGUAGAAAAGUCAUUCCAAGAACAUUUACUAAGGACGACUUAGUCCUCAGAUGA